Molecule: messenger RNA, 2910 nt
Organism: Microplitis mediator
Lineage: Eukaryota; Metazoa; Arthropoda; Insecta; Hymenoptera; Braconidae
Product: kinesin-like protein KIF23
Exons: 2
Coding region: 154-2667 (837 amino acids)
Biological process (GO): microtubule-based movement
Cellular component (GO): microtubule; nucleus; kinesin complex
Molecular function (GO): ATP hydrolysis activity; ATP binding; microtubule binding
Source: RefSeq, a predicted model, not a curated record
AAACCUAGACGCUGUUUUUAACCGUCACUUGUUCACAAACAAACAAAUGUUUAAAUAAAAAGUUAUUACUGACAUAAAAAAGUAUAAAUAAUAAAACAAAUAAUUAUCCAACAAGUUUUUUUAUAUAAAUAAUAAAUUAAAAAUUAAAAAAAAAUGAAGUCUUCACGAAUGAAACCCCCGGUGUCAGCUAAGAAACCAUCGACGACAUCCAAAGAUCCAGUUCAAGUUUACUGUAGGAUUCGCCCGAUGCAGAAUCCAACAGACGUGUCAUGUAUGAAAAUAAUCUCCGACCAAACGAUACUGAUAACUCCACCAGAGUCAUCAGUUAACUUCCGCAAUGCCAACAGCAAGGAAAUCCAGACGACGUUCACUAGAGUAUUUGGUCCAGAUACAAAACAACGUGAUAUAUUUAAUUUAACAUCUCUACCACUUGUUGAAAAUCUCAUCCACGGUAAGAAUGGUCUUUUAUUUACUUACGGCGUAACCGGAAGCGGGAAAACCUACACGAUGACCGGAGAGCCGCAGGACGGGGGAAUAAUGCCGCGAUGUCUAGAUGUUUUGUUUAACAGCAUCAGCAAUUAUCAGGCGAAAAAAUUUGUGUUUAAACCUGAUAAAUUGAAUGGGUUCGAUGUCCAGAGUGAGACUGAUGCGAUGCUGGAUCGUCAGAGUGAAAUGCACGCCGGGUUGAUGACACCAUCGCGCAAUGCAAAUGGGAAAUUCAAAAUCAGGCGGCAGGACAGUGACAGCGACAGCAACCCGAUGAUUCCUCGGGAGCCAGACGAGUCUCAGGUGCUGAAUGUUGACCCGGAUAAUGCUUACGCUGUUUUUAUAACGUACGCGGAGAUUUAUAAUAACAGUGUCUACGAUCUGCUGGACGAUGGCGACCCGCGAGUCAAGACGAUGCAGAGCAAAAUAGUCCGCGAGGACGGAAACAAAAAUAUGUACGUCCACGCGGUGACGGAGGUUGAAGUCAAGAGUGCUGAUGAGGCUUUCGAAGUAUUCCAGCGGGGACAGCGUAAACGCCGGGUUGCGCACACGGCCCUCAAUGCUGAGUCUUCUAGGUCCCACAGUGUCUUCACGAUACGGUUGGUCCAGGCACCGCUUGACUGCGAUGGUGAGAAUGUUAUCCAGGAUAAAAGAGUGAUUUGUAUCAGUCAGCUGUCUCUGGUUGAUCUUGCUGGCAGUGAACGCACCAACAGGACUAAAAAUACCGGGAAGAGACUUAAAGAGGCGGGUAAUAUAAAUAACUCACUGAUGACAUUGCGAUCUUGCCUGGAAAUUUUGCGGGAAAAUCAAACUCAGAGCACAAAAAAACUUGUUCCUUAUCGAGAUUCAAAGCUGACGCAUUUGUUUAAAAAUUACUUCGACGGCGAGGGCAAGGUCAGGAUGAUUGUCUGCGUCAAUCCACGUGCUGAUGACUAUGACGAAACGAUCCAGGUCAUGAAGUUCGCGGAAAUGACUCAGGAGGUACAGGUGUCAAGGCCACAGGCUAAUAAAUUGGAUCUGGGAUUCACUCCGGGAAGGAGACAAGCCAAUAAAAUAUUUAAGGAGGCGCGAAGUCGUUUGGAGAAAGAGGGCCGUGAUGUUGGAGACCUGGACAUUGAUUUGGGACUCGUUUAUAGUCUUGGUGGAUCAUUCCCUGACUUUGAUAUCAACAAUCCUCAUGACGACAGUAUUAUUACAACGUUGAUGCAGUUCUUGGAGCAGAGAAUCAACAAACGUAAUUUAUUGCGCAGUGAUCUUGAAAGAAAACAAAAUGAAUUUCGUAAAAUGCUGGUCAAUUUGGAGCAGGAUAAUAAUUUUUAUAAAAAUGAAAAUGUGUCACUGAAGGCAGUCAACGCCCAGCAGAAGAAAACUCUUGAUGCUUUGGGUAAUCAUAUUAAUAAAACAGAGUCUCAGAUUAAUAGUUUGCUGAGAAAACUUAAUAGUGCCAAUGAAACCAUAAAAAGUCUGCAGCAGGAGCUACGGGACCGUGAUCUGGCUUUGAAUCAGCGGCUGAUUGAUAAGCAGAAGGUCAAGCAGAAGUACAACACCAAGAUGCAGAUGGAGACUGACAAAAUGAACAGGGAGUUGGAGAACCGACUGAGACAACAGCGUCUGCAUCUUCAUAAUCAGAUGAAAGAUAAAGAAGACAAGUUGAAGAAAGUUAAGCAGAUUCUUGACAACGAAGAGAAUUUUGUGAUUGACUCGGCCAAGGAUUCUGCUGAAAAAGAAGUCAUGAGCGAUGGAAAAGAAACUGUUGCUGAGCGAUCCAGGCGUGACACCAGAGUUGCUGUUGCCAAUUUGAGACACAGAAGAUCUCAGAGUGCCGACAGGUGGAUUGAUCACCGACCUGGUGCUCUCGUGCCCAUCGGUACCAUCCUCCAGCCGCUGAUGCGCCGGAGAAGGAGCGUCUCCAAGUUAACGAGUCCCAAGGAAAUAACUGACGGAGCUUCUCGGUACUGUCUGAUGGCACAGGAGCAGGACACUGACGGGGAACUGGAGACAAAAUUAUACAAAGCUGAUAUUGUCCCCACCAGCGGUGGUGGUGCUCAGGUUGUUUUCAAUGACAUCGAGUGUCUGAAACAGCUGUCACCGACCAGCUGCCGCAAACGCAGUGGAAUUGACAACAAAGAAAAUGCUGAUGAAUUAAUUACUGAUAAAAAGAGACCGCGUGUUAAUAAUUAGUUAUUAUUAAUUUAUAAUUAAUUUUUUGUUUUUAGAUCUAUUAUUAUUAUUUAAUUUUUUACAUGACAAUUACUUAAUUUUUUAUUUUAAAUACGAUGUUUAAUUUUUUGUUGUUCAGUUUUAUUUUUGGUGGCAAAAAAUAUUUUAUAGUUUUGAUAAAAUUAAUUUUUAAAAAUAUGCUUUUAAAAUUUAAAAGCGGGCAUUUAAUUAUUUUUGUUUAAAAGCAAAUUAUUUAAAAAAAAA